This is a messenger RNA of Solea solea (common sole), 14769 nucleotides long. Its product is annotated as ankyrin-3-like. Gene Ontology annotation, molecular function: protein binding. Bases 693 to 13217 code for a protein of 4174 amino acids. Gene Ontology annotation, cellular component: T-tubule. The record is from RefSeq and is a predicted model, not a curated record. The transcript has 51 exons. Gene Ontology annotation, biological process: regulation of cardiac muscle contraction; protein localization to T-tubule; signal transduction. NCBI's taxonomy places the organism in Eukaryota, Metazoa, Chordata, Actinopteri, Pleuronectiformes, Soleidae.
UAUGUCCCAGUGAGACGUCACGGACCGUGCAUGCGUCUGCGUGUGUGCACAUAGAGGAUGGCUCAGUGUUCAGGUGCAGGAGACAAGCUUUGGGAACCAGUCAACAAACAAGCAGCUGGACCAGUCUGUUUACCCAGAGGACAGAGCUCUUGGCUGGGCUAGGAGCUGAAGAUUGAGCCACUGGAGCCACUCUAUUAAUGCACCUGUAAUUGAAUGGUUUUUAUAUAUUUUUCUUAAUCAAGAGGACAAUCCCACCAGACUGUGGAUCAUAUAAAUAUUUAGUUUUUGUAUUUCCUAUCACUGGCACUUAUUUAGCACUUUGAGCACAGAGCAGUGGAAUCAGCUGCCUUCUCAGCAGAGGAUCUUGAGGAGGAGACAGAGUCCAGGUUCUGUCCUGCCCUAGACUGGACCUCUGCAUCUGCCUAGUGUGGAGUGGAUAGCUGCUGAGGGAGAUAAGGAACAAUAGAAAGAGGGGAAGCUUUUAAACGAGCAGAGGAAAAUCCUUUCUGGACAAUCUCCCUCUCAGAUACCUGCGAGGGCUGCCUUUCUGACAGCUGAGGAGAAGAGGAACAAAAAAAGAUAAUACAGAGCCAAGAAACAAAAGGCUAUAGGGGAGACUCGGGGUCCUCGCAUCAUACCUCUGUUCAUCCCAUCCAUUUCCCACCUGUGAGGAUUAAUUGGACUGGAUAAGCAUGGCGCAUGCCGCCUCGCAGCUGAAGAAAAAGGCAGACGAGAACCUCAAUGCUGUGGAAGACGAGAAGGAGAAGAAGAAGGCGGCGAGAAAGCGUUCCCGUGAAGUGAAGAAAAAGACGGACACAAAUGCCUGUUAUCUGCGAGCAGCUCGGGCUGGAAACCUAGAGAAAGCUUUGGACUACCUGAAGAAUGGAGUUGAUGUCAACAUAUGCAAUCAGAAUGGUCUUAACGCUCUCCAUCUGGCCUCAAAGGAGGGACAUGUGGAAGUGGUGGCGGAACUCAUUAAGCACGGCGCCAACGUGGACGCAACCACCAAGCAGAAAGGAAACACAGCCCUCCACAUAGCAUCUCUUGCUGGGCAGACGGACGUGGUGAAGCAGCUUGUCACUCACGGAGGCAACGUCAACGCACAGUCUCAGAAUGGCUUCACUCCGCUGUACAUGGCGGCGCAGGAGAACCACUUGGACGUGGUGCAGUUCUUACUGGACAACGGCUCCAGUCAGAGCAUCGCCACUGAGGACGGUUUCACUCCCCUUGCCGUGGCGUUGCAGCAGGGCCAUGACCAGGUGGUCUCCCUUCUACUGGAAAACGACACCAAGGGGAAGGUCCGCCUCCCGGCGCUGCACAUUGCCGCGCGAAAGGAUGACACCAAAGCCGCCGCCCUCCUCCUGCAGAACGACCACAACGCAGAUGUGGAGUCCAAGAUGAUGGUGAAUAGAACAACCGAGAGUGGGUUCACUCCUCUUCACAUUGCGGCUCACUACGGCAACAUCAACGUUGCGACUCUGCUGCUGAACAGAGGGGCAGCCGUGGACUUCAAGGCAAGGAAUGACAUCACGCCGCUACAUGUAGCCUCCAAACGCGGGAAUAGCAACAUGGUGCGACUGCUGCUGGAGAGGGGGGCCAAGAUAGAUGCACGGACCAAGGAUGGUCUGACCCCUCUCCACUGUGGAGCCAGGAGUGGUCAUGAGCAGGUGGUGGAGAUGCUGUUGGACAGAGGAGCUCCAAUUAUGUCAAAGACCAAGAACGGUUUGUCUCCCCUUCACAUGGCGACACAGGGCGACCACCUCAACUGUGUUCAGCUGCUGCUGCACCACGAGGUGCCCGUGGAUGACGUGACCAACGAUUACUUGACGGCGCUGCACGUCGCUGCCCACUGCGGACACUACAAGGUGGCAAAGGUCAUCGUGGACAAGAAGGCCAACCCCAAUGCCAAGGCACUGAAUGGUUUCACUCCUCUGCACAUUGCCUGUAAGAAGAACAGAGUGAAGGUGAUGGAGCUACUUCUGAAGCACGGAGCAUCUAUACAGGCAGUCACUGAGUCUGGUCUGACUCCGAUCCACGUCGCGGCGUUUAUGGGACAUGAAAACAUCGUCCACCAGCUGAUCAACCACGGUGCUUCACCGAACACGAGCAAUGUGAGGGGGGAGACGGCGCUCCACAUGGCAGCGAGGGCAGGACAGUCUAACGUGGUUCGAUAUCUGAUCCAGAAUGGAGCUCAAGUGGACGCCAAGGCCAAGGAUGACCAGACUCCUCUGCACAUCUCAAGCCGUCUUGGCAAACAAGACAUUGUCCACCAGCUUCUGUCCAACGGAGCGUGUCCAGAUGCCACGACCAGCUCCGGAUACACACCCUUACACUUGGCCGCCAGGGAGGGACACCGAGACGUGGCCACAGCACUGCUGGACCAAGGAGCGAGUCUGGGCGUUACUACUAAGAAGGGCUUCACUCCCCUGCACGUUGCAGCAAAGUACGGGAAGAUCGAGGUCGCCAACCUGCUUCUGCAGAAGAACGCCCCGCCUGAUGCUGCAGGGAAGAGUGGACUAACUCCACUGCAUGUGGCAGCACAUUAUGAUAACCAGAAGGUGGCGCUGCUCCUGCUCAACCAAGGAGCCUCACCACUUGCUGCUGCAAAGAACGGUUACACGCCGCUCCACAUUGCAGCUAAGAAGAAUCAGAUGGAGAUAACCACCACGCUGCUGGAGUACGGGGCCUCCACUCACACGGUAACGCGCCAGGGCAUCACUCCUCUGCACCUCGCUGCGCAGGAAGGCAACGUGGACAUAGUGACGCUGCUGUUGGCUCGAGAUGCACCGAUCAACAUCGGCAAUAAGUCUGGUCUGACUCCACUCCAUCUGGCAGCGCAGGAGGAUAAAGUCAAUGUUGCAGAGGUCUUAGUCAACCAAGGAGCUACUAUAGACCCUGAGACCAAGCUGGGAUAUGCUCCUCUUCAUGUGGCCUGUCACUAUGGAAACGCAAAGAUGGUCAACUUCCUGCUGAAGAAUCAGGCAAAGGUCAAUGCCAAGACCAAGAACGGUUACACGCCUCUGCAUCAGGCUGCACAGCAGGGCCACACGCACAUCAUCAACCUGCUGCUACAUCAUGGAGCGUCGCCCAACGAACUCACCACUAAUGGGAACAGUGCCCUGUCCAUUGCCAAGAGGCUUGGUUACAUCUCUGUCGUGGACACGCUCAAAGUGGUCACAGAGGAAACCCUGACGACUCAGACUGUGACAGAGAAGCACAAGAUUAAUGUUCCCGAGACCAUGAACGAGGUGUUGGACAUGUCUGAUGAUGAAGUCCGUAAAGCCAAUGUCCCCGAAAUGAUCACUGAGGACUAUUUAUCUGAUGUGGAAGAAGAGAUGGAUGUUGGAAAUAUCUGCGUCAGCUAUUCCUGUGAUGAUGCCAUGACGGGCAACACGGACAAAUAUCUGGCCCCCCAGGACCUGCGGGAGCUGGGGGACGACUCGCUCCCUCAGGAGGGCUACAUGGGCUUCAGCGUGGGUGCGCGGUCACAGAGCCUCCGUUCCUUCAGUUCCGAUAGGUCCAACACGCUGAACCGCAGCUCCUUCACCCGGGACAGCAUGAUGAUAGAGGAGAUGCUGGCACCCAAUAAGGAGAUGAUGCUUUGUAAGGAAAGGUCUUUCAUUGUAGAGCAGCACAACAAGCAUUUGACGGUGGCUAAGGACUUUGACACUGACUCUUUGAGGAGAUACAGCUGGACGGGAGAUGCACUGGAUAAUGUCAACCUUGUCUCCUCACCAAUACACUCUGGUUUUUCCUCUCCGCUCCCGCAGUACGACAGCAGGUUCCUGGUCAGCUUCAUGGUCGACGCCAGGGGCGGCUCCAUGCGGGGAAGUCGCCACAACGGCAUGCGCAUCAUCAUCCCACCGAGGAAGUGCACGGCACCCACCAGGAUCACCUGUCGCCUGGUCAAGAGGCACAAGCUAGCAUCGCCUCCUCCGAUGGUGGAAGGAGAGGGCCUGGCUAGCCGACUGGUGGAGGUCGGACCUGCAGGAGCUCAGUUCCUCGGGCCAGUGAUAGUGGAGAUACCGCAUUUUGGCUCAAUGCGAGGCCAGGAGAGAGAGCUGAUCCUGCUGCGCAGCGAGAACGGAGAGUCCUGGAAGGAGCAUCUGUACGACUGUAAGACAGAUGACCUCAAGCAGCUUCUGAAUGGGAUGGAUGAAGAAUUGGACAGUCCUGAGGAGCUGGAGAAGAAGAGGAUCUGCCGCAUUGUCACGAAGGACUUUCCGCAGUACUUUGCAGUCGUGUCUCGGAUCAGACAGGAGACCAAUCAGAUGGGACCAGAGGGCGGAACUCUGUGCAGUCGGAGUGUCCCAAUGGUCCAGGCCUCUUUUCCUGAGGGAGCACUAACCAAGAAGAUCAAAGUUGGACUGCAGGCCCAACCAGUACCUGAUGAGACUGUGAAGAAAAUCCUUGGUAACCGAGCAACCUUCAGCCCCAUUGUUACCGUGGAGCCAAGGAGACGGAAGUUUCACAAACCGAUCACCAUGACGAUCCCAGUACCGCCCCUGUCAGGGGAGGGGCUUACCAACGGCUACAAAGGAGACUGUACCCCAUGCCUCCGGCUCCUCUGUAGCAUUACAGGUGGUACGUCCCCAGCACAAUGGGAAGACAUCACAGGCACAACUCCUCUCACCUUCAUCAACGACUGCGUUUCCUUCACCACCAACGUCUCUGCAAGGUUCUGGUUAGCAGACUGCCACCAGAUUCCAGAGACAGUGGGUUUGGCCAUGCAGCUGUACAGGGAGCUUAUCUGUGUCCCCUACAUGGCCAAGUUUGUAGUGUUUGCCAAGACGAAUGACCCAGUGGAGUCCAAACUGAGGUGCUUUUGUAUGACGGACGACAAGGUGGAUAAGACCCUGGAGCAGCAGGAGAACUUUGAAGAGGUGGCCAGGAGCAAAGAUAUCGAGGUUCUGGAGGGUAGACCCAUCUAUGUGGAUUGCUAUGGAAACUUGGCUCCGCUGACUAAAGCCGGUCAGCAGUUAGCUCUUAACUUCUAUGCCUUCAAGGAGAACCGUCUGCCCUUCUGCGUCAAGGUGAGAGACCCAAGCCAGGAGCCAUGUGGUCGUCUCACUUUCCUCAAAGAGUGUAAGACUAUAAAAAGCCUUCCACAAACCGCCGUGUGCAACCUGAACAUAACACUUCCUGCAGUGAAAAAGGAAAUGGAGUCAGAUGCCGAGGAUGAGACUGAAAAGCCAGAGCGACGUCAUACCUUUGCAUCUCUAGCCUUACGUAAGCGCUACAGCUAUCUGGCCGAGCCUGCACUGAAAACAGCAGUUGAGCGAAGCACAACAGCAAGAACACUGCCUGCUGGUUACCCUCACAAACCUGUCUUUCCAACCAGACCUUUCCCACCAUGGUCGACUGCUCCUAUUACCGUCCCUGGCCAAACAAGGCACAUCGGAGUGGGGGGUUCCUUCACCUCUACCGAUUCACCGGCAGACUCACCAGCUCCUUCUCCAUUAAAAUCUACCUGGCCCCUCCCUUCCCCAUCACCUGCAUGCCCUGCAAACCUCAAAGCCACAAUCGGAACUCCACAAGCACCUACCCUGUCUACCCCUGUUAAAUCUGUUAAUGACAACUUAUCGUCGUCCCCGAUCAGGUCUUACAGGACUAUGCCUUCACCAAUUAAAACAGUUGUCCAGCAGGGCCAAUACCCUGUUCAGGGAACUGCCAGCCUUGUGUCUUCUGGAGGCUCAUGUAAACCUGCCACAGAUCCAGCAACUAUCAAGAAUCUUGCUUCGGCAUACACAUCAAUGACUUCCCCACUUCACUCAGCACCUAAUGGCUCUGUGUCAGAGAGGUUAUUGUCUUCUAUUACAGCUCCGGUAUCAUCAAAGACACCUAACAACGUGUACAAUACUAACCUGCCUUUUAAAACUGCCCUUGGAUCCAUAGCUGUGACAGAUGUAGGGUCACUUAACCUUCCUUCUGUUAAAAGCAUCUCCAGCUUGUCCUCUUUAAAAACCUCUGUAGAUUCAACACUCUCAUCCCGAGGAGGGAGAUCAUCCCUCUCCUCUCUCUCCUCAAAUGGGCAAACAACUAUUGCUUCCUCAGAACUGUCCAUGAUGAAUGGCCAUGCCUCGCCCAUUAAAUAUCCAUCCUCCUCCUCCACGCCAUCCUCCCCGUCUUCUCGCCUGCACUCUGAGAGGAGUAGCAGCCUUCAGGAGAGGAUCCAGGCCACCACACAGGCAGCAACGUCCAGUGUCAGUGCAGCCCUAAAUGAAGCUAUAGACUCAUACUCUGUCUCGGGCUACGGAACACUUAAAUCACUGUCAUCCUCACGUAGAUCUGGAUCAGCAAGCUCUGCUUAUGGUUCUCUGAGAUCUGUAGUUGCUCCCCCUAGCACUGCAGUUUCAUCUAAUACGAUGACUGUACCUGUAUAUUCAUUAGUCAACAUCAUUUCAGAGACCCCUGUCAAACCAGGGCCAGGGUCUCUUAAAAUGGCACUGCCUGACCCCCCUCAUGCCUUCGUAUCUUCCUCUUUGUCUACCUGUGUUACUGCAUCAAAAAUUAAAUCUCAAUUGAAGUCCCCCCCGUUUAUCACACCACCGGUCAUCCACCCAACUGCAACCUCCAACCAGGAGAUACUAAAAGAUGUAGCUGACAUGAAAGAGGAUUUGAUGAGAAUGACAGCUAUCCUACAGACAGACACACAGACAGCAGCCAAAACUGUUCAAACAUCACAUACUGGCACUCCUAAAGAGACCAAGUUGGAGGAUGAAGAGCCAUAUACUCUUGUGGAAAAAGUCAAAGAAGAUUUAGUGAAAGUCAGUAAGAUAUUGCAGAAAGAUGUAGUGGGUGAAGCUAAGGCCAUCACAGGUAAAGAAAGAGCCUCAGAGGAUGAGUGGGAAGAAUUUUCCAAAGAGGAAAUUGAGGAGGCAGAAAGAAAUGCCAUCACAGACCAUUAUUCUCCUUUUGAUGAAACAAUGAGCCUUCUCAAGCACCAGUCUAUGUCAAGCAAGGACUUAGAGUUGGCUAAAGUUGUAGAUUAUUUAACAAAUGACCUUGGUGCGAACUCUCUCUCUAAAAUGGCAGAGUUGAAAUAUAGGUAUGAGGAGGAGGCAAGGAGAGAAGGGGAAGAGAAACAGAAACGUGUUCUCAAACCAUCUAUGUCAAUACAAGAGCACAAACUCAAAAUGCCUCCGCCAGUCUCAGGCAUGCUCAGGUCUCCCUCAGAGAAGGACCUAAACAAACUUACAGAGUCAUAUCAGGGGUCAGAGACUAUCUUGGAAUCACCAGAGGACCUAUCUCAUGAGCAGGAUAAGAGUCCACUGUCAGACAGUGGAUUUGAGACCAGGAGUGAAAAAACACCCUCUGCUCCCCAGAGUGCAGAGAGCACAGGGCCCAAGCCUUUAUUUACAGAUUCACCGAUACCUCCUAGUGUAACUGAGACCAGGACUGACGAGGUCCACAUUGGUUACUAUGAGCCUGAUGAUCCCUGGGAGCCUCCGCUCAUGGAGGAAGCGGCAUCUGCCUCUCCUUACAUAGAGCCAGAUGCGGCCUCAGCGAACUCCACCAGAGCCAUACAGAUGAAAAUUCCAGAAGACGACUCCAUAAUGAACAAAAGCAUGUGUCUUAAAGAGGAAACUCAUUUUACAACUACCACUAGAAUGGUUUAUCACAAGCCUAAACUAACUGAUGGUGCAGAGAUGAUAGAGGAAGGUAUGUCAGUCAGAGACAUAAUGAAAGCAUUUCAGUCAGGUAGAGACCCAUCUAAAGAACUGGUAGGUCUUUUUGAACACAAGGCUAGCCAGGAUUCCGUUAAAGGUGAUGAGUUGACGCCUAGAUUUCUUGACAGAGAUACUAAAUCUAAACCCAAAGUUGAAAGGAUAAUCGAGGUUCAUAUUGAAAAGGGCCAUAGCACAGCAGAGCCUACUGAAGUUUUUUUCAGGGAAACCAAAAAACACCCCGAGCUUUACAUCUACAAAGGAGACAGUGGAAUUAAGGAACUUGGUGAUUAUGAUGAGGUCCAACAGGAAGAAGAGGAACUUAACGCCGAAGAAACCCUGCCCUCUUUCCUAGAAACAUCCCGUGUUAACACUCCAGUUUCACAGGAGGAGGAUAGUCGCCCAAGCUCUGCUCAGUUAAUUGCAGAUGAUUCAUAUAAAGCCUUGAAACUAUUGAGCCAGCACUCCAUAGAAUACUGUGAUGAUGAGCUGUCCGAGUUUCGAAGUGAAUCGUAUAGGUUUGCUGAGAAAAUGCUUCUGUCAGAGAAACUUGACGCAUCAACGCUAUCUCACUCUGACACAGAGGAUUCAGCAAUGAUGACUGACAAACACCACCACCUUAAUUCUGAGGGAAUAGACAACCGUAAUAUUGAGGGCAUGAGUCAGCAACAUAGAAGCCCCAAGAGAGAAUUUAUCUCCAAGUCAUCAAAAGAGGGGUCUCAGAAAUCUGGUAAAUUCAUGCAGAGGGAUGAGCCAUCCCAGUUUGAUAAAGUGACAGUGCUCCAUUACUCCACAGAACAGGGCAGCCCUAAGCAUGCUGUUUGGAUGAGAUUUACAGAGGAUAAACAUGACAGAAGCAGGGAUAAGCUCCUUUAUGAGGAUAGGGUGGACCAAACUGUAAAGGAAGCAGAGGAAAAACUCAGUGAAGUAUCACAGUUCUUCCGUGACAAAACUGAGAAGCUCAAUGAUGAGCUGCAAUCGCCUGAGAAAAAACCUGUGAAACGUGAGCCAAAGGAGCCAAGAUCCUGGCCUAGUUCAGCAUGUAGUAGCCCUGAGAAAACACAGCAGAAACCUAAAGCAGCAGAAGAGGGGUAUGGUAAAAGCAAACUUAGAGAGCCUUCGGCUGUUAAAAUGUUUGGGCGAACCACAACAACGGAAAAGAAAAGCUGUAGCUUGCCAAGCAGUCCCCAGAAAAGUGUGUUCUCCCACAGUGGUGAUGAUACAUUGACCAGUGAGUCUGAACAGUCUCUCUCACACAUAAAAUCAACUUCCAAAGUCAGUGCUGUGAGGAUGAAAUUUGAAUCUGAGGCUCAGAAACAAAAUCAGUCAAGUUCAUCCAGAAUUCCUCCUCCUGUCCAGCCAAAACCUUCAGUAAAAAAAAUACAGGAGAGCAAACUUCCUGUUUUUCAGUUUAUUGCUGGAGGAAAAGUUACAAAACUAUCUGAAAAAUCAGAAGAAGAAAACUUGAAAAAUGACAUUGAGAAGGACAUUUGUGCUGCAACAGACAGCAGUAAAGCUGCUCUAAUAUCACCAUCUAAAGCCCCAAAACAUACAGGGGACAAGCUAACAAAUCAAAUUGUCACAGAAAUCUCCUCACAAAGACAAAUUAUUGAAACUGAGACUAAAAAAGGGAAACAUAUCCAUUCCAGUGUUACUCAGGAAAUUAAAGAAAGCAAUAAUGGUCAGAAAGUUCAGACACCUAGACCACUAGAGAAAGAUAGUGAUGCUAAGUAUGACCAACAAAUCUCAAAAGUUGACUUGCCCCACAAAGAUGGUGAGGAACAAUUAAACAAAAAUCUAAGAAAAAAGACAGAAUCUCAAAUUCCUGUAAGAACUGCACCUUCUUCUUUAGACAAUGACGUCACAAAGAAACAGACAACAACUAAACCCUCACAGAUACCUACACUAUCUAAAAGCAAAAUACAGAUGAGUCUUGAGACAACCCCAACAAAAACAGAUGAAAAUCUUUCAUUUGAAAUUCUAGAUAAUUCACCCAAAGAUUCCAACUCCAAUAAUCUUCCGAGAGAAAUGCUAGGGAAAGUACUAACCCCUCCAUCUGCAACAACCAAAGAAAACUUCAAGGGCAUCAAAACAUUACCUGUUUAUGUCAGCGUCCAGGUGGGCAGGCAAGCAGAGAGAGAGGCCAAAGGAGCACUGUACACAGUCAAACAGAACUCAAACUCAGCCCUCAGCCCCAUCAGCCCAGAUGAUGACACACUAGAACAGGUGUCUUUCAUAGAUAGCUCAGGGAAAAGCCCACUUACACCUGAGACCCCCAGCUCUGAGGAAGUCAGCUAUGACCUCAUUACAAGGACCACUGAUGGCUUUAUGGGAUUUCUGCCAGGGCAACCCAGUCCUAUCAUGGAGGUAUCUGAGGAAUCAGAAGAUGACCACAGUAAGGUCAUUUUCUCUUUUAAAGAGGCCACACCAGAACAGAAAACUGGUAUAUAUGCCACUCAAGACGACCUUGUUAAUGCUAACAAGCAAGAAAUAGAAAUUAAUGAUAACCACCUAGAGUUACUAAAUAGGUUCGACCAGCAAGAAGUAACAAGCAUUGGUAAGCAUGAUGAAAUAAAUGGGCAGGAAUAUCAAGAAGUCUCAAAAGACAAAGGUAUUGCAUAUAUUGAGUUCCCUCCCCCACCCCCUCUGGACUCUAAUUCAGAAAUUUCAGACCCAGAGAGAAAGGGAUCCUGUGCCUCUUCAGAGACUGAAACAGAAAUGAUGGAGGUGAACUUACAGGAAGAAAACUCUAAGCUUCUGCUGACUGAGCCAAUUAUAAGAAUCCAACCCCCCACCCCAGUCCCUCCUGGGACAGAUGAAAGUCAGUCAAAUGGUGAAGAAGAGGACGACGAUGAGUCGAUCUUUCAACCAAUUCCUUGUAAAAAGUUCACUUUCAAAGUUCCUGAUGUGGAUGAAGAGGAGGGGAGGGAAGAGAAGGAAAAGGCCUCUAAAUCCAAAAAACAUGACAAAAAUGGAAAUGACAAAGAGCAUCAUAUUGGAACCAAUGGCUUCAAUGGUUCUAAGGGUUCUAAUGGCAAAGGAGAAGAUUAUGAAUAUGAGCAAAAUGGAAAUGACCAGUCAAUAACAGAUUGUUCAAUAGCCACAACAGCUGAAUUUUCCCAUGACACUGAUGCAACAGAGAUUGACUCCCUAGAUGGAUAUGAACUUCAAGAUGAGGACGAUGGCCUGUGUGAGCAGGCAGAUUUACGACUGUAUGGUCUUCCAGACAGCCGUAGAGACGUUUGGGCAACGGACACAUUUAGGUCUUCGGAUCGAUGUUUUCCCCAGACUAAACUGGAAGUUAUUGAAGAGGAGAAAACUCCAGAAGAAUGUCAAAAGGACACUUUCAAUAAAGAUACCCCCUCGAAUGGUAAAACAUCUGAUGAUGUUAGUAAAGAUGGGGUUAAAGUUCUUGAACAAGAACCCUCAAAUAAAGAGGGAUUUUCAGACACUUAUUUUAGUUAUAAGUUAGAGGAGGAGUUUAACUCUCCCUUUAAGACUGUUGCCACUAAAGGCCUGGACUUUGACCCCUGGUCCAGUAAAGGUGCAGAGGAAGAAGUCGUUGUUGACAUGGGAGGGAUGCAGGGGGGCAACGGUGAGCCUAAACCUUUUGGACUAGCAGUGGACGAACAGUCUCAGGCCACUACACCAGAUACUACCCCAGCCCGAACACCAACGGAUGAUAGUACUCCGACGAGUGAGCCAAAUCCAUUCCCCUUCCAUGAAGGGAAGAUGUUUGAGAUGACACGCAGUGGGGCAAUUGACAUGAGCAAGAGAGACAUGGUGGAGGAGAGGCUCCAGUUUUUUCAGAUUGGUGAGCAUUCCUAUUCAGCAGGCCCUCAGAGUCCAUGUGAGAGAACAGACCUCCGUAUGGCAAUAGUAGCUGACCACCUUGGACUCAGCUGGACUGAGCUGGCCAGGGAGCUGGAAUUCUCUGUGGAGGAGAUCAACUUCAUCAGAGUGGAGAACCCAAAUUCCCUGACAGCACAGAGCUUCAUGCUCCUUAAGAAAUGGGUGCACAGGGACGGUAAAAAUGCCACAACGGAUGCUUUAACUACGUCGCUGACUAAGAUCAAUCGGUUGGAUAUUGUGACUUUGCUGGAAGGGCCCAUAUUUGACUACGGUAACAUUUCAGGCACACGCUGCUUUGCCGAUGAUAACGCAGUAUUCCCGGAUCAGUCCGAUGGGUACCACAAUAUAGAUCUGGAGCUGCAAACCCCCACAGACCUGAACUAUGAGCCCCCCACACCGCUGCGCUCAGACGACUUCUUUAGUGAGGGUGAAGGUAGCUUAGAUUCCCCUAGCAAGACCACACUUAGUAGACCUAGUGACCUCACUCUCUCACAGACCACCAGUACUCCCAACAGUAAGCCCCUCACAGUCGCCCCGGGCCAAGCCUUCUUUGCCCCAGAGGCCCCCAUUACUGUGGAAGAAGACACAGCUCUGACCACCAGAGAAGGAGCUGAAGCAAAGCCAGGGCUGUUCUCUUAUGAGACGGCAGAUAAUGACAGACACGCGGUAGAGAGCUCCGGAAAGGGGACAGAAGACAUGAAGGCGGGGGAUGAUAUUAUUAUGGAGGAAUGUCACCAAGAGUUUUCUGCCUCACAAAUUGGUCAAGGAAAUGGGAGGCAGGAUAAAGAGGAGGAAGCAGAGGAGGAGGAGAUGACCCAGGAGAAGCUGCAGCGUCUGCUGGAGGAUAUAAAGCUGGAGGGAGGUUUGGAUGACGAUGAGAUGACGGAGGAGAGGGUGAAUUCUAUCCUGGAACAAGUACGGCAAGCAGAAAAGGCUGUGUGUUCAGUUCCAGGUUGGAGAAGUGAGAUGUCUGAUGAGAUCGUAGAGUCGUCUGCAGCGGCCUUCAACGAGGAGGGCAGCCCUGAAAGUCUUGCCGAUUCACUAGAGCAGCCGCCGACUCGGUCGAACGGACGCAACGGAGGACACACUCAGGCGGCCAGGGAGAGGAAGGAAAAGGACGCCAAGAGGAAGGAAUCUCAGGAGGACAGCAGUUCCCCAGGACCAAGUAGAGGACAUGAGGAGAGAGUGGACAGGUCCCAACACAAAGUCCAGGAGAGCGUUAGAGCCGAGGAGUCGGAGUCUGACUCCGACGAGGAGACCACAGUCACCACCAGGGUGUACCGCAGACGGGUCAUACUCAAGGGAGAGGAGGCCAAAAACAUUCCUGGAGAGUCUGUGACGGAGGAGCAGUUCACAGAUGAAGACGGGAAUCUGGUCACCAGAAAAGUGAUCAGAAAGGUGGUGCGCCGCGUGGUCAACUCAGAGGAAAGAGGGGAAUGUGAAGGCGAAGCUGGUGUUGGUGGUGGUGGUGGUGGUGGUGGUGGUGUAGCAACAGGUGGCGCACAUGCUGCUUCUUCCACAGGAGCAGCAGCAGCAGCAUCAGCAUCAGGAGGAGCCACAGGGGGGAAGGGCAAGAAACGGGGCAAGCGCUCCCGACAGGGUCACAAAGCUGACAAGUCUGGAGAUGGAGCCCAGAGUGGGAAAACAGAGUCUGGAAAUGGCUCCAGCAAGAAACACGGGAAGAAGGGUCAGUCGUAACAGUGACGCCCUCAACUGAACCUGGUAAGAGGUCCACUGAUGUCCAUCUGCGACACAACUCACACCCUGGGAGGAAAAACGGACUGCAGCGGAGACUGGAGAAAACAACAAGGCCUCGUCCAUCAGCCAAAACAUGUCGCUUUCACUUAACAGAGCAUGGUUUUCAGUGAGUUGGCACAACACGAGUCGCUUUAUUUUUUAUUUCGCAUGAGCAUGUCACCAAAUACACUCACUGUCGGGAGGAAAACGCAGAUGCAAGCCGGAAAACUUCCGUUCUUUCUUUCGUUCUGUGACCAAAGACGGCACACGCGAAAGACAACAAAAGAGCCAAGUGUUGACAAAAAAAAAAGAAAAGAAAAGGAAGACAAGUGAUUCACUCUCUCUCUCAGACUCUCGCCUGACAUGGUCUAUUUUUUUUCCUCCUGGGUUCACAGUAUCUGGGCGCACCAUGUGGUUCUUUUUUAAAAAAAAAAAAAAUGAAAUAUAAUAGUAAAUGGGUGAUUUCGUUGUACAUAAAUUACAUUGUAUAAAAAUCUUUAAAAAAAGAAAAAAGAAAAGAAAAUCAGUAACUUCACAGAUUGUUUAUGCACUGAUUUUGAGUUGAUGAAGCUUUGCAGAGUUGGCGCAUCUGUAUGGAGAGGUUGUUGGAGCAGCCAUGAGUGUGCGACCUGACGUGCUCUUCCCUGAAAAAGGAACAAAAACUCUCUACGUGAACGAGAAAGGAACGGGAGGGGAAAGAAAACGCUUGAUUUUCAAGAAAAAAAGGACAUUUCUCUAAAGCCAACAACUAUUUCCGCUCUGUCUGUGGAACUCUGACACGAUGUUUGGCUGCAUGUGCGUUUAUUUCAACGCUUAUGUUUCCCUUUCUCCUAAUUCAAAGCACUGUAAUGCGAUUAACGGGGCUUUGAUGACGCGCCGGUCUGUGUGAGCACUCAUAAUAACCCAAAACUCUGUCACCUAUUAAUGUUUUUAUUUUUUUACAAUACAAACACACGACCCAUACUCAAGAGGCGAGAUCGCGGAGCUUCAUUCGUACACUUAAACGAGUGCCCUUGAAUGUAACCUGUAGAUUGCAUUAUCUCCAUACUAGCAGCUCUUUUUGUGUGUGGCAUCACAUAACACCUGUCUGUCCUGUACAUCCAUCUCGCCUACUAGAAGUAUAAGUUUAGGCUUUUAGUUCUGCUGUGGUUUUAAAACGGGGACUGUUUUUAUUGACGGUUCUCUGGUUUUUAUCUUUAUUUAAUUGAAUUGGUUAUAUUCACAUUAGAACAGAGGUUCUCAUUUUAAGACUGGUACCCUUGUGCUAACAACUAAAAAUCAUGAGAAUCAAACAGUAUUGAUCACACGUUGAAACUCGGGUUUUCUGUUCUCAUGAUGUCAGUCCUUUUCUUCUUCUUCUUUGCUUUUUUCUUUUUUUUCAUACAAAGCUUCCCCACGACUACAUUGUUGAUGAUAAAUCUGGUACCGACAAGUAUGACGAGACAACAUAGCUUACACUGGAUGAUCCAAGUCAUUAUUUAAGCAGAAAAAUAAACAAUGAGUUUAAACUACA